Lampris incognitus (smalleye Pacific opah) is the source of this 2104-nucleotide messenger RNA. RefSeq names its product sulfite oxidase (gene suox). The transcript has 5 exons. The record is from RefSeq and is a predicted model, not a curated record. Gene Ontology annotation, cellular component: mitochondrion. Lineage: Eukaryota; Metazoa; Chordata; Actinopteri; Lampriformes; Lampridae. Gene Ontology annotation, molecular function: heme binding; molybdenum ion binding; oxidoreductase activity. Bases 257 to 1972 code for a protein of 571 amino acids.
UUCAGCGCUUCACAGGCUCGCCGCGUCUUCUGGAGUCACCUCCAGCGAUCCGCAGCGCGUCAACUCGGCACACCAGCUGAACCCGGGCGAACGCUGCGGCCGACGAGGGCUCUUGAACAUACCUCUGAUCCUAUCAGCUUUCUCUGCAACGCCGACUGCAGAGACGUAACACGCUGCGACUGGUUUGAUUUUGGACUGGGCAUCCGACGAGAACAGCCGAGUAACCAACACUGUCAAAACAAGGGACACCAAUGCAAUGCUGCUUCUCAAACACUGUAAAAGUCUGACAAGAGUGGGUCCUCUCAAGACUCUAAGGCAUCUACGAGUGGCGCCCCCCACCUCAUUGGGUGCAGUUCACCUUUGGAGAAGCAACAGUGAGGAGCAGAGGAGUCAGCGUGUCCACAACCCUAGCUGGAAACAUGGCUUGGCAGGGCUGCUGGCUGGAGCAGGUGCUGUACUGGCUUAUGGCCUCUACCACAGCAAGGCUGAGCAGGCAGCCACCAUAACAGUGCAGACUGUGGGCAAGGAAUCCCAUCUGCCCAUCUUCACCCAGGAGGAAGUCUCAAAGCAUCGCUCUAUGGAAGAUGGCGUGUGGGUCACCUACAAAGGCAGUGUCUACGACAUCACCCAGUUUGUGGCUAUGCACCCUGGUGGCGAUAAGAUCUUGCUUGCAGCAGGUGGGGCCCUUGAGCCUUUUUGGGCGUUAUAUGCUGUGCACAGCCAGGAUCACGUGUUGGAUAUCCUCUCAGAGUACAAGGUUGGUGAGCUGAGUGCAGAGGACCAGCAGCGGCAGCAGGCUGUGGAACCCUCUGACCCCUACUCGUCCGACCCUGACCGUCACCCUGUCCUGCGCAUCAACAGUCUCAAGCCCUUCAACGCUGAGACACCACCCGAGCUCCUCUCUGACAAUUACAUCACCCCCUCUGCCAUCUUCUUUAAGAGGAACCACUUGCCGGUGCCACAUGUGGACCCUGCUUUAUACCGGCUUCAUGUGGAUGGGCUGCCUGGAGGAAUUUUGACUCUUUCUUUAGAUGACCUAAAGACACAAUUCCCCAAGCACACAAUCACUGUGACACUGCAGUGUGCAGGUAACCGCCGGUCGGAGAUGAAUGAGGUCAAGCAAGUCAAAGGGCUUAACUGGGGCAUUGCUGCUAUCAGUAAUGCCACAUGGGCAGGUGCGAGGCUGAGGGAUGUACUUCUGGCGGCUGGCUACAGGCCAGACAUGGCCCAGUGGGCUCACCAUGUUCAGUUUGAAGGGCUGGACAAAGAUGUAACAGGAACCACCUAUGGAGCUUCCAUACCUUUGAACAAAGCAGUCAGUGAAGAAGGUGAUGUGUUACUUGCCUAUGAAAUGAACGGAGAGGAUCUUCCUGCAGAUCACGGCUACCCUGUUCGCGUCAUUGUGCCAGGCACAGUUGGUGCACGUAAUGUCAAGUGGCUGGGUAAAAUAAUAGUAAGUGCAGAUGAGAGUAGUAGCCAUUGGCAACAGAAUGACUACAAGGGCUUUUCCCCAGGAACUGACUGGGAUACAGUGGACUUCAAGUCUGCUCCAGCCAUCCAGGAGCUACCUGUUCAGUCAGCUAUCACCCAACCAACAGGCGGUUCUACAGUUGAUCGCAGUUCAGAGGAGGUGACCGUGAAGGGCUAUGCCUGGAGCGGCGGUGGUCGGGAGGUGGUACGGGUGGAUGUUUCUUUGGACGGAGGGAAAACGUGGCAGGUGGCCCAGCUGAGGAGUAGUGACAAGGAACAAACCCCUACACCGUCGCCACCGCCGGGCCAGGCUUGGGCCUGGAAGCUGUGGGAGCUGACGGCACCCAUACCUGCUGAGGCUCAAGAACUUGAAAUAGUUUGCAAGGCGGUGGACAACAGCUAUAACACACAGCCAGACUCAGUGGCGCCCAUCUGGAAUCUGAGAGGGGUACUGAGUAAUGCCUGGCAUAGGGUGAAGGUGAAGGUCAGAGAGGAUGAAUAGAUUCAUUGGUUGGUGCCUCUUCCCAAAAUGAAGAGGUUUCUAUUUACCAGUACCCAAACAACAUUUAUUCAGCAAAUUAGGUUAGAAAAUGGAAGGAUUUUUUUUUCAAUUAUUAAAAGCAGAGGUGGAAAA